CCCUUAUACAAGCGCUGUCCUUUUACCAGGUUGCACUAUUCAGCCGUUACCUUUUCCGGCCUCUCAUCUCCACCAUGCUGUUCUACAUUCAUUUAAUACAUAAAGUACAAAACAUCUUUUUUUAGAAUGCAGAGUGAAAGUCCGAUCCGAUGAAUAUCAUAUCAUUUAUACACAUCAAUGUGUUCUUAUGAGGAAGGAGAAGGUAGGGUGGAGUUGGCCAUGGAAGCUCUUCUUUAUGCUCUGGUUCUACUAUUGUGUGGCCUUGCCCUGCACUUCUACUAUAAUGCAUGGAUAAGGCCGGAGAGGAUUAGGAGAAAGCUGAGGCUGCAAGGCAUCGGCGGCCCUCCGCCGGCUUUUCUGCAUGGGAAUUUGAAGGAGGUGAGGAGGUUUGUGGGGGAGGAGAAGGGGAGGAGAAGGGGAGGAGGGGAGGAGAAGAUAAGGCAUGAUUAUAGCUCGGCUCUGUUUCCUUACUUCGACAGAUGGAGAAGUAUGUAUGGUCCAAUAUUUUUGUACACUAUGGGAAACGUACCAAUGUUGCAUGUGAGCCAUCCAGAAUUGGUGAGGGAAAUGAACCUAUGCAAAUCUCUUGACUUAGGGAAGGCCACUUACCUAAAAAGAACACAUGAGCCUCUGUUUGGCCACGGCAUUCUCAAGUCUAAUGGAGACUCUUGGACUCAACAAAGAAAAAUUAUUGCCCCAGAGUUCUUCAUGGAUAAGGUUAAGGGAAUGGUUGAAUUGAUGGUGGACUCUGCCAUGCCGCUGUUAAGAACAUGGGAGAGAAGAGUUGAGGAUGGAGGAGGGACAGCAGAGAUAAAUAUUGAUGAGGAUCUGAAGAGCUAUUCUGCAGAUGUGAUUUCAAGAGCAAGUUUUGGGAGCAGUUAUUCCAAAGGAAAGCAAAUCUUUCUGAAGCUUUAUGAAUUGAAGAAAGCUGUUUCUAAGCCAAAUCUCCUCCUUGAAAUCACUGGUAUAAGGCACAUCCCUACGAAAAGCAACCGAGAAGUGUGGAAACUAAACAAAGAGAUCCGUUCCCUCAUACUCGAGGUGGUCAGAGAGGGAAGCAUCAACGAAGGGCGGUGCUCGCCGGAGAACAACCUCCUUCGGGCCAUUCUCCGGAGCACCACCGACGCCGGCGGCGGCGAUGCGGAGGACUUCGUUGUUGAUAACUGUAAGAAUAUAUACUUCGCGGGGCACGAGACCACCGCUGUUGCGGCAACGUGGUGCCUCCUACUCCUCGCCCUCCAUCCAGAGUGGCAAGAACGUACACGUGCCGAGGUUAAGGAGCUCUGCGCCGGCAGAUCACCUGACGCUAACUCCCUCCUCAAGAUGAAAACUCUAACAAUGGUGAUCCAAGAGGUGCUCCGUCUGUAUCCACCUGGUCCAGUAAUCUCAAGGGAGGCACUCCGAGACAUAAAGCUUGGAACCAUUCAACUACCCAAAGGCAUCAAUAUCUUCAUCCCAGUUCCCACAAUGCACCAAAACCACGAUACAUGGGGAGCGGACGCCUACGAAUUCAAUCCAAAGAGAUUCGAGCACGGUGUCACGGGUGCUUGUAGGCUACCCCAAACAUAUCUGCCGUUCGGUGCGGGACCUCGAACAUGCCUGGGCCAAAACUUUGCCAUGGUCGAACUUAAGAUCGUCCUCGCUCUCAUCCUUAUAAAAUUUAGCUUCGUUUUGUCACCCAAUUAUAAGCAUUCGCCGAUGUUGAGAUUAAUUGUGGAGCCAGAGCAUGGGGUUGGUCUAAUUGUUAAGAAGGUUUAGUAGUAGAACUACAUUUGUAUCAACUCAACUAUCCGUGUAGAAUUUCAUAGUUUAGUACCUGAUAAUAUAUCUAACAUAAGUUUUUAUCUUUUAU
Messenger RNA from Phalaenopsis equestris, 1852 nucleotides. Its product is annotated as cytochrome P450 714B3-like. Gene Ontology annotation, molecular function: heme binding; oxidoreductase activity, acting on paired donors, with incorporation or reduction of molecular oxygen; monooxygenase activity. The record is from RefSeq and is a predicted model, not a curated record. Lineage: Eukaryota; Viridiplantae; Streptophyta; Magnoliopsida; Asparagales; Orchidaceae. Bases 178 to 1758 code for a protein of 526 amino acids. The transcript is spliced from 5 exons.